AUGGCGGCGACACCGGUCUUUCACUCCAGCUUCUCCAUUCGCUCGCUGCUAUCUGGUGACGCGAAGGUGGAGUGCCCGCAUCCGAGUCCGAAUCUUAAUCCGCAUCCGAAUCCGAAUCCGAUAGACAGCUGCUCCGGAAAGAGCUCUGAGGACGAGGUAGCCGUGAAGAGCUGCCAAGAGAGCAAGCCGGCCUUCACCUACAGCGCCCUCAUAGUAAUGGCCAUCUGGAGCAGCGCCGAGAAGCGGUUGACGCUGAGCGGUAUCUGCAAGUGGAUCGCGGACAACUUCCCCUACUACCGCAGCCGCAAGAGCGUCUGGCAGAACUCGAUCCGGCACAACCUGAGCCUCAACCCCUUCUUUGUGCGGGUGCCGCGGGCCCUCGAUGAUCCCGGUCGGGGUCACUACUGGGCACUGGACCCCUACGCCGAGGACCUCUCCAUUGGCGAGACGACGGGACGGCUGCGUCGCAGCAACUGGCCCCAGAAUAAGAAUCAGAAUCAGAUUCAGAUUCAGAAUCAGAACCAGACCGGAAGAGCCAAGGCCAUGGGACAUCAUCAUCCCUACCAGCGAAUGCCGCACUUCGAUUACGUAAGGCCGCAAGCUGCGGCCUACUUCCCCAUGGCCAACCAUCAGCACCAUGCCGCAAUGAUGCAGCACUACCAUGCCGCUUUGGUGCAUAGUCACCAGCUGAUGCAACACCAUCCACAACUGUUCCAUCAGCAGAAGCAACUCAAUCACCAUCACCAUCGCCAUCUCCAUCUGCGGGAACAACAACAACAUCAGCCACUGCGUCACCAAAUCUAUCAGUACCAGCAAGAGUAA
Drosophila gunungcola (fruit fly) is the source of this 822-nucleotide messenger RNA. RefSeq names its product forkhead box protein fkh-2 (gene fd19B). Gene Ontology annotation, biological process: regulation of transcription by RNA polymerase II. The coding region runs from base 1 to 822 and encodes 273 amino acids. Gene Ontology annotation, molecular function: sequence-specific double-stranded DNA binding; DNA-binding transcription factor activity. Gene Ontology annotation, cellular component: nucleus. The transcript has a single exon. The record is from RefSeq and is a predicted model, not a curated record. Lineage: Eukaryota; Metazoa; Arthropoda; Insecta; Diptera; Drosophilidae.